Chenopodium quinoa (quinoa) is the source of this 366-nucleotide messenger RNA. RefSeq names its product salicylic acid-binding protein 2-like. Gene Ontology annotation, biological process: salicylic acid metabolic process; jasmonic acid metabolic process. The record is from RefSeq and is a predicted model, not a curated record. The coding region runs from base 1 to 366 and encodes 121 amino acids. Gene Ontology annotation, molecular function: methyl jasmonate esterase activity; methyl salicylate esterase activity; methyl indole-3-acetate esterase activity. NCBI's taxonomy places the organism in Eukaryota, Viridiplantae, Streptophyta, Magnoliopsida, Caryophyllales, Amaranthaceae. The transcript is spliced from 3 exons.
AUGGCUUUGGCUAUGGAAAUGUUACCUCACAAGAUUGAAAUUGCUGUUUUUCUCUUGGCUUUUAUGCCUGACUAUGUCAACACUCCUUCUUUCAUUUUUGAUCAGUUUGUUGCACAUUUUCCUGAUGAAAAUUUUUGGUUGGACACGGAAUUCAAGAACACUGGUGAUCCAAAGGAGAUCCUCACGACAAUGUUAUUUGGUCCACAAUUCAUCGCAAAGCUCUCUCACUUGCCCUCCCUUGAGGACUACGAGCUUACUUUGUUGUUGAAAAGGCCAUCGUCAUUGUUCCUUCAUGAUGCAUGGAAGCCCGAGGCGAAGCUUUCAAAAGAAAGGUAUGGAUCAGUAAGGAUUGCUUAUGUAAUAUAA